GUAGCCGGGAGCCCGCGGAUCCCUCGCCAGCCAGGCCCGGGAGAGCGAGAGCCCAGCACGAGGAUGACCCCAGGGCCUGGCCCCAAGACCUUGUUCUUCACCCUGCCGGACAUCGGUGAGGAGUGGGCCUCCGACAGUGACUCGGAGAGCGACCUGCAUGGCGAAGUGAGAGGACUGUCAGAGGGAUGUGGAAAGCACAGCUUUACUGUGAAAAGCAAAGAUCCGUUACCUACAGAUUUUACAAGAAAUGUGCAGAAAGCCAUUGAUAAAUAUACCUGCACAUCCGUGUCCUCUCUUUCAUCAAGCGGCAGCCCCACGCCCACAGAAGCCCACAACUCUUGGUCUGGGACACAGAGUUCAACCACUGGCUUAUCUACAGAGCCGAGCUCAGUUUACUCCUGGAGAGAUGAUGACUUUGAUAAUGCCAGUGCACAGAAAGUACAGCAGUUGUUCUGGGAAGUGGAAGAAAUGCUAUUUGAAGGGACAGUAAGCCCUCAGACUCAGAAUCUCCAAGCAGAAUGCAGCGAGUGGGCGAAGAGAUCCCUUCACCUGAGAAUCUUAGGAAAGCAGCUGUUGCUGCCCAGUGAUGAAGGCUUCCAGCACUUCCCAGGCAGUGAGCCUCAGGCUGGAGCCCACAAAGCCUUCCCCAGUACCUGCCAGCGGAACAGCAACAUCCGAGAGUUGUGCAUCUCCGGCUCCCAUGUGGCUCCAGCCCCAGCCCUGCCAGGCCCAGGGUGUCUGGGAGCAGCUGACCUCAUGACAAGCUCAUCCCUAGAAGAAGAGGUGUAUGAUAUGGAUGGAAAUAUUGAAGAAUAUUUCGCUUUUGACAGAAAAGAAGAGGAUAAUGACUGUCUUGAACAAAAAUCAGCUCAGCGCCACCGGACAUGGACGUGGCCUAAGCACGGACUUCCUCCGGUUUCCCCUGAUGACUGCAUCAAAGAUGCGAUAGUGGCAGAAGUGUUUGAUGACAUCUGGACAAGUGUGGUAGAAAUACUGGAAGAGCUGGUUAGAAAACACUGGGAAAUGGCACUUACAGGAAAGAAACAAAAACUGAAAGAAGCUGAGAAUAAAUCUCCCCAUGUACUCAAUUCCUGCAUUAAUGCUGAUGUAUCAAGCGUGCCCCCUUCCAGAAGUUCUGAAACUCGAAGCAUAGCCCUGAUUUCUCAUCUUAAUCCUCCGCAGAUCCAUCGCUUCUCCAAUAAUUUUUGUAGCAACUUGAAAGGUGUGAUGACAAUUCAAGCAAAACCACUUCAGCAGAGACCUACAUAUUGUGCAGACAGGACGCAGAACGAGCAGGAGGACAGAUCCCUGAGUGCAGGGGCCAGUGCUCUCUCCCUGCCCAGGCCGCGCCUGGGCCGACUCCCAGAUCCUCGCGGUCCACAGACAUCGGCCAAGAAAACACCCGUGCACAGGAGGCUGCCUUCACUUACUUCAGACUCACAGAGGAUAAGGACCCCCAACGUGUACAGUGACGAAGUCCUCAGGGGUACAAAACUGCAAACUGGCACAGACCUUCUGUCCUCCACACCAGUCCAAAGCUCACGGAACAGGUUACCCCCAAUAGGGGCAGAGACCGGGGAGCAGAAUGUGGCAGUUUCUGGAUCUCGCCCUGUUUCUUACAGAGGAAGGCACCCACAAAACCGUGUGUUAAGUGCCAUACCUGAUAGCAUAGAACGAUCACCCCUUCGAGAAAGAACUCUGACCAUGGAACAGUUUUCAAGGCCUAACACAACCCAUACAUUUCGGUCAGAGACACCUCGAAAAAGCUCACUGACUCAGAUGGACUUUGCUGGCCACACAUGGACAGGGCAAAGUUUUGUGACAGGUUCACAAUAUCAGCUCAAAUCUUUCCAGAGGACAACUGUGACUUCCAGAAAGAGAUUCCAAGUGGCAUCCUGACAGUCUUUCACUAAAAAAACAGCACUUGCUGGGACAUUCAAAGCCCUGACACACCGUUUGUCACUUUAAAGCAACAAGUAUUAUAGUAUGUAUGGGUUUCUCUGAGAGUCUGAGAUGUUAAGGCUAUGAGAAAAACACAAACAAAUAAACAACUGAAUUGUGAAUACUUUGCAUCCUCAAGAGACUACAAAUGGAUCUCACCAACUUUUUGUGGAAGAUUUCCCCCACAUUCAGAAGACCCUAACGUGUUUAUUUGUCAUCAUUUCAGCAACUGUAUACACACACACACACACACA
Condylura cristata (star-nosed mole) is the source of this 2195-nucleotide messenger RNA. RefSeq names its product family with sequence similarity 149, member A (gene FAM149A). The coding region runs from base 64 to 1899 and encodes 611 amino acids. The record is from RefSeq and is a predicted model, not a curated record. NCBI's taxonomy places the organism in Eukaryota, Metazoa, Chordata, Mammalia, Eulipotyphla, Talpidae. The transcript has 14 exons.